AUGGGAGUUGAGGAGAUGAGUGAGUCCAAGAAGAGGAAAACUGAGGAGAGCGUUGAUGGAGUGCACAAAGUGGUAAAGAGCGGCUCGGCAGAACUGCCGAUGUUCAACUUGCAGAGAUUCUGUUAUAGGCAUAAUCCAGAUAUCCAGUCUUCACCGACCAAUACGGCAUGUUAUAAGCAGGACUUGAAACGAUUCAAAAAUAUCAACGAUCGGAUUACACAACUGCCGAAAGAAGAACGAGAAGAGAUGCAUCAUAUUCUGUCCACGUUUGCCAAGAGUAACGAUAGGCUGAGGAAGCUUAUGUUGGAUGGAUUGCUUACGGCAAGUUGUUUCCCACAACUUUCGUACGUGGCUUCCCAAGUACAAAAUAUGAUAAAGAUCGAUUUCAUUGGCAUUUUACCCCAGGAGAUAUCGCUCAAGAUAUUGUGCUACCUGGAUUGUCAGUCUCUUUGCAGUGCGGCCAAGGUAUGCCGUCGAUGGAAGACUAUGGCAGAUGAUGAUCGCGUUUGGUACCGAAUGUGUGAACAACACAUCGAUAGGAAAUGUCCCAACUGUGGUUGGGGUUUACCGCUGCUACAUAUGAAGCGUGCAAGGUUUCCACAAAAACAGUCUGGCUGCUCAGAGGUUAUCACUGGUGCCAAGAUCCCGCAAUGUGCAGCAAAGGAUAAUACAAACAUCUCGGGAGCUACACCCUGGAAGGUUAUCUAUCGUGAUAGAUUUAAAGUAGAGUGUAAUUGGAGAAAGGGCCACUGCGAGAUACAGGAGUUCAAGGGGCAUAUGGAUGGGGUUUUGACGUUACAAUUCAGUUCUAGAUUACUUUUCACAGGAUCAUACGACUCAACGGUGGCCAUAUGGGACCUUUGCAGUGGUAGAUUGAUCAGACGACUCUCAAGACACGGUGACGGUGUGAAGGCAUUGCAUUUCGAUGAACAGAAACUUGUCACUGGUUCAUUGGAUAAGACGAUCCGAGUGUGGAACUAUAUCACCGGUGAAUGCAUAUCAACUUACCGUGGGCACACCGACAGUGUAUUGAGUGUGGACUCUUACAAGAAGAUUAUAGUAAGCGGGAGCGCAGACAAGACAGUUAAAGUGUGGCAUGUAGAGUCGCGAACGUGCUACUCGCUUAGAGGACAUACCGAAUGGGUUAAUUGUGUUAAAUUGCAUCCCAAAUCUUUCCUAUGCUUUAGUUGCAGUGACGAUACAACGAUACGAAUGUGGGAUAUAAGAACAAACGCAUGCCUACGAGUGUUUCGCGGCCACGUAGGACAGGUUCAGAAAGUCAUCCCAUUGACAAUCGUCGAUAUAGACAACCUAGUAGUUGAUGACAGACAAAUCAACCGGUCUACACAAGAAGAGGACACAGAAGAGGACCAGGAUGUUCUCAAAGAAGAUCUACCAUAUCCAACCCAUCUACUCUCCUGUUCCCUUGACAACACAAUCAAGAUGUGGGAUAUCAGGACAGGGAAGUGCGUCAGGACCCAGUUCGGCCACGUCGAGGGCGUUUGGGACAUCGCUGCGGAUAAUUUUCGUAUCGUAAGUGGAUCGCAUGACGGUAAAGUUAAGCUUUGGGACUUACAAAGCGGAAAGUGUAUCCACACGUUUCAGGGCAAGAGCUUACAAGAGCCUCGUGAGUCGGUAAAUGACCAAUCGCCCCACAAGGUAUCACCAAUAGCAUGUGUAGGCAUCGGAGAUUCGGAGUUCUUCACUGGCGAUGAGAUGGGGUACGUUAAGAGAUAUAACUUUGAUAUUACAUAG
Torulaspora delbrueckii is the source of this 1755-nucleotide messenger RNA. It is a transcript of the gene MET30, whose product is annotated as ubiquitin-binding SDF ubiquitin ligase complex subunit MET30. The record is from RefSeq and is a predicted model, not a curated record. The coding region runs from base 1 to 1755 and encodes 584 amino acids. The transcript has a single exon. Gene Ontology annotation, molecular function: protein binding. NCBI's taxonomy places the organism in Eukaryota, Fungi, Ascomycota, Saccharomycetes, Saccharomycetales, Saccharomycetaceae.